AGAUAUUUUGUUAUUUCACAGGAACUUGUAUGAUUCCACAUUAUCCUUUUCCAGUUCUUCACAAAUAUUUCGAAUUUAAACAUGGUUUUUUCUCUAUCUGUUGCACCUCCAUUAUCAUUCAAGAAUCCAAAAGUUUCGAAAUUCAGUAGAAAAUCACUGAACCCAAUCACAUCAAUGGCUAAAGAAAUUCACUUCAAUCAUGAUGGUUCAACCACAACCAAGCUCCUGGCAGGCGUGAACAUGGUGGCAGAGCUGAUUGGAGUUACUUUGGGUCCAAGAGGUAGGAAUGUCGUGUUGCAGAACAAGUAUGGUCCCCCCAAGAUUGUUAAUGAUGGUGAAACUGUUCUCAAAGAGAUUCAACUAGAGGACCCUCUUGAGAAUGUUGGUGUGAAACUAGUGAGACAAGCUGGAGCAAAAACAAAUGAUCUAGCUGGCGAUGGGUCCACCACUUCCAUCAUCCUUGCCCAUGGCCUCAUUGCUGAAGGUGUAAAGGUUAUUGCAGCAGGCAUGAAUCCUAUACAGAUAUCACGUGGGAUUCAAAAAACAUCAGAAGCCCUUGUUUCAGAGCUCAAGUUAAUGUCUAGAGAGGUUGAGGAUCAUGAGCUUUCAGAUGUUGCCACCAUAAGUGCAGGAAAUGAUGUUGAAGUUGGAAGCAUGAUUUCUGAAGCUAUUAAAAGAGUAGGAAGAAAGGGGAUUAUCACUAUUGAGAAAGGGAAUUUUGCUGAAAACAAUUUACAGAUUGUAGAGGGGAUGCAAUUUGAUCGAGGUUAUUUAUCUAAAUAUUUUUCUGAUCGAAGAACCAUGAAAGUAGAAUUUCAAGAUUGCAAGUUGCUUUUGGUUGACAAAAUAAUUACAAAUCCAAAGGAGGUGUAUAAAGUAUUGGACAUUGCAGUUAAAAAAGACAAUCCAAUUGUGAUAAUUGCUGAAGGAAUUGAGAAGGAAGCUUUAGCUCCAAUAAUUAGGAACAAACUCAAGGGAAUAAUAAAAGCUGCAGCUGUUAAAGCUCCUGCCUUUGGUCAACGCAAGAGCCAUUACUUAGAUGACAUUGCUAUCUUGACUGGAGGGACUGUGAUUAGGGAGGAUUCAGGGUUGACCCUUGAAAGAGUCAAAGAGGAAAUGUUUGGAAAUGCAAGUAAAGUGGUUAUAACCAAAGAUUCCACAUUAAUAGUUAUUGAUGGAAGCACUCAAGAAGAUGUGAAAAAAAGGGUAACUCAAAUCCAAAACCUUGUUGAGAACACCGAAGAAAAUUUUGAAAAGAAAAUUCUUAAAGAACGGAUAGCAAGAUUGUCGGGAGGGAUUGCGAUUAUUAAGGUUGGAGCUCAAACACAAGUUGAAUUGAAGGAUAAACAACUGAGAAUGGAAGAUGCUGUAAAUGCAACUAAGGCUGCUAUUGAAGAAGGAGUUGUAGUUGGUGGUGGUUGUUGUCUUUUGAGGCUAUCAUUGAAAGUUAAUCAAAUCAAAAAACUUUUGGAUAAUGAAGAGCAAAAGAUAGGAGCCGAUAUAUUCAAAAAAGCAUUGGAAUAUCCAGCAAGGCAAAUAGCCAAAAAUGCUGGUGUGAAUGGUAGUGUUGUUAUUGAGAAGGUUUUGUCGAAUGAUGAUAUGAGGUACGGGUACAACGCUGCAAGCAACAAGUACGAAGAUCUAAUGGCGGCGGGUAUUAUAGAUCCAACAAAGGUGGUGAGAUGUUGUAUAGAGCAUGCAGCAUCGGUUGCAAAGACAUUUUUGACUUCUGACGCCGUUGUGAUUGACAUGGAUGGACCCGUGCCCGAAGGAAUGAGACCAUCGAAGGAAUCGCCAAAGCCGAUGCCGAUGCCGAUUUCGGCCUCGGAUAACUCAAUUCCGACCCGUAGACGAAAUAGAAGCGAAAUGAAGCUUAGACUGUAGAUAAGAAAAUCGAGCAGAAAUAGGUACAUAACAAACAUGUAGAGUGUGAGACAAAAUAAUGUAUCA
Messenger RNA from Lactuca virosa, 1950 nucleotides. NCBI's taxonomy places the organism in Eukaryota, Viridiplantae, Streptophyta, Magnoliopsida, Asterales, Asteraceae. The record is from the annotation of a GenBank genome assembly.